Molecule: messenger RNA, 435 nt
Organism: Candoia aspera
Lineage: Eukaryota; Metazoa; Chordata; Lepidosauria; Squamata; Candoiidae
Product: non-histone chromosomal protein HMG-17-like
Biological process (GO): chromatin organization
Cellular component (GO): chromatin; nucleus
Molecular function (GO): nucleosomal DNA binding
Source: RefSeq, a predicted model, not a curated record
CUCCUUCCUUCCUCCUAGAGACCUUGCCUUUCUCAUUUCAGUCUGAGCUACCUUCUCGCUGUCCCUCCCUCAGGUUGCCGCUGACAUGCCCAAGAGAAAGGCUGAAGGGGAUACCAAGGGUGACAAGACCAAAGCAAAGGAUGAGCCACAGAGGAGACCAGCAAGGUUAUCUGCUAAACCUGCUCCUCCAAAGCCAGAACCCAAACCUAAAAAAGCAGCUCCAAAGAAAGGUGAGAAGGUACCUAAGGGAAAGAAGGGAACUGACACAGGCAAGAAUGGAAAUAACCCUGCAGAAAAUGGAGAUGCCAAAACAGACCAGGCACAGAAAGCUGAAGGGGCUGGGGAUGCCAAGAGACUUGUGUGAAUUUUUGAUAACUGUGUACUUCUGGUGACUGUACAGUUUCAAAUACUAUUUUUUAUCAAGUUUUACAACAA